Harpegnathos saltator (Jerdon's jumping ant) is the source of this 1052-nucleotide messenger RNA. It is a transcript of the gene snsl, whose product is annotated as snustorr snarlik. The record is from RefSeq and is a predicted model, not a curated record. Bases 272 to 925 code for a protein of 217 amino acids. The transcript has 5 exons. Lineage: Eukaryota; Metazoa; Arthropoda; Insecta; Hymenoptera; Formicidae.
UCCGUCUCUCCUUUCACUUCUCAAAAGUAGUUGCGAGCUUCCCUUCUUGCUCUCACGGCCCGGCGCCCAAGACACGCUCAUACACACAUUUCGUAACGCGAUAGAGUCAGUUCGCCCUAGAACGUCGAUCGGCAAGCUGUUCCUCGAGAGUCCACUCGGUGCCCACUUGGAUUUCACUUUCUCACACUCGUGGCACACUCGUGGCAGUCGAGUCAUGUGUCUGUCGGAUACAUGAGCGAUCGUAGGACAGACUAAGACUUCGCAUUCGACGAUGAUGACGAUCGUGAGGACGGCGAUCAUGCCGCUGCUGCUUCUAUUGGUUCUCUAUGACCACGCGACGAGUUUGAUUAUACCGGAGGAGAUACCGACCAUUCUCUCUCUCAUCUACUCGAACAUCCCGCCGAUCAAAAAGGGCACCGACUCCAGACUCGGUGUGGGUUUCCGUUUAGGCGAGCACGCUGAUUUCCAGGUUCUCAUUGAACUAGGCCCGCAAACCGAGACGAGCCCGAUAGGUACCGCCGAUUCUAAACGGCGGAGAGAUGCGAUGCUGAGUGCCGCGAUGAAAGGGCAAUUGGGGCCGUUGGCACAAGCGGUGGCCAAGUACCAAAUGGAGCGUAAAAUCCAAAAUGAGAUGGAGAAAUUCAAGUCGAUGAAGGAGAAGCUGAAAAAGAUUCAAGAUGCGAAUAGAACGAACGAUCAGGAUCAAGUUGUUUCCAAUAAUUGGCUGACUCGAUGGCGGCAAGAGAUAUCUCAAUCGUCGGAGGACAAUGUACUAUUAAACCCAGUUCAAAAUCAAGACGAUCAAGAAGUCCAACAAAGGAUAGGCAAACCACCAGUUAAAUCCACCAUGCGAAAGGAUAAAUUAGGGGAACUGACAAAGUUAUACAAAUCACAAGAUACGAAUAAUGCCGAGGCUACGGCAUAAAUGCGGCGUUUCGAUGUAAAUAACAUUCACAUGUGUCGUGCUAAUAAUGUAUCUUAGUUUCCUUUUUUGUUACAAUUGUCAUCAACAUUGCAGCAAUAAAAUUCACACGUAUAGAUUAUUGGAUAAA